ACUCAUUUAAAAGGAGCAACAGGUGAAGAGGUGCCACAUGCCAUUCUGAUCACCUCACGUCAGCAGUAUGGAUUACCGGACGAUGCUAUUGUGUUUUGCAAUUUCAAUCAACUUUACAAAAUUGACCCACCAACACUGUCGAUGUGGUGUGAUAUCCUGAAAUUGCCGAAUGUGAUUCGUUUUUGUGCGGAACGUGGCAUUGAUACACGUCGCGUGGUUUUCUCGAAUGUUGCUGCAAAAGAGGAGCAUGUACGUCGUGGACAACUUGCCGAUGUUUGCUUGGAUACUCCACUUUGUAACGGACAUACGACUGGAAUGGAUAUUCUUUGGACUGGAACUCCAAUGAUCACUAUGCCACUGGAAACACUGGCGUCACGUAUUGCGUCAAGUCAGCUGUACGCGCUUGGUGUACCGGAAUUGGUUGCCAAAGAUCGUGAGGAUUAUGUUCGAAUUGCUGUGAAAUUGGGCACGGAUCGUGAAUAUUUGAGUCAAAUUCGAGCAAAAGUAUGGAAGGCUCGGACAACAUCAACACUAUUUAACGUUCGACAGUACUGUGCGGAUAUGGAGCGCCUGUUGCAUAAGAUGUGGAAGCGAUAUGCGGAUGGCCUACCGCCUGAUCAUAUUUUAUCGGAUCGUGAUGCGCUGGAUUCUGAUGAGAGAAUGAUAUAG
Molecule: messenger RNA, 669 nt
Organism: Gongylonema pulchrum
Lineage: Eukaryota; Metazoa; Nematoda; Chromadorea; Rhabditida; Gongylonematidae
Source: the annotation of a GenBank genome assembly